UUCUCUAAAGAGCAUACAUGUAUGUAAGGAAUCAUCCAUACAAAUCAUACAUAUAAGUUACUAAUUUGUUCAUAGGAGCACAAUUACCCAUACAAAUGGGAGGCGAUUAUGUUGUCAUACUAGUCUUAGUGUGCUUUUUAUGUAGAACUUGGGAACUCACCUUGGUUGAUUCGAUAGACAUAGAUGGCAAUCUUGUGACAGAUGAGAAGAACACCACACUUUUAACACCUAAAUCUUUACAUUUUCCUUGGAGAGCUAAUAUCAAGGAUGAAGGAAGCGGCAUUAUUUCUCAUUAUGCAAUGUGGCACACAAAGCCAGGACAAUUCUAUGGCCUUCGAGCUGAGAUGAGUAUAUGGGCUUCACCAAAUCAAGAAAACUCCCAAGAAUCUGGAACAUCCUUACAGAUGUACUGUCAAGAUGGAGGAAACUACAACUUAAUUCAAGUUGGAUUUCACAUUUCCCCCUCCUUAUACCACAACAAAGAUAUUCGCUUCUUUACAUAUUGGACUAAGGACUUGAAAUCAAGGGGGUGCUACAACUUGAAGUGCCCAGGCUUUGUUUCUGCAAGUGGAGCUAAUCUGGUACCUGGACAAGCCAUUGCUCCUCCAUCAAUUUAUGGGGAACAAGACUACUCGGUUAGGCUUAGCCUCAACCAGGAUCCAAAUUCCGAAGAUUGGGUGGUGUACCGUCAUGAUUUAGAAAAACUAUCAUUGUUGGGACAUUUUCCAAAGAAGCUUUGCCGUGGAACACCACGUAUACAAGCCUUGACUGGAUUCGUGAAUUACUUGAAGAAUGCACAUGGUCCUCCAAUGGGUAGCGGCCACUUCCCCGAUCAUGAUGAUAAGAAAUCUGGGUAUUUCAAGCACAUUCGGUAUAUCAACCCAAAUGGUCAUUCUUAUACCCUCUUUGACGUUCCCAUGGUCAAGUUAGUUGAUAGGCUAGAUUGUUAUAGAGCAAAUGAUUUAUUUCUCGAUUAUAAGAAGGGUUAUAUGUUCCACUAUGGUGGACCAAGUGGUUGUGUUGGUUGACACAAAAGUUGUAUUCCCAUUUGGAUUCAAUAAUAAAACAUAGUAUGAUACUUAAU
Molecule: messenger RNA, 1084 nt
Organism: Hordeum vulgare subsp. vulgare (domesticated barley)
Lineage: Eukaryota; Viridiplantae; Streptophyta; Magnoliopsida; Poales; Poaceae
Exons: 6
Coding region: 96-1028 (310 amino acids)
Source: RefSeq, a predicted model, not a curated record